Messenger RNA from Gorilla gorilla gorilla (western lowland gorilla), 3426 nucleotides. It is a transcript of the gene MMP20, whose product is annotated as matrix metallopeptidase 20. The transcript is spliced from 10 exons. Lineage: Eukaryota; Metazoa; Chordata; Mammalia; Primates; Hominidae. The coding region runs from base 14 to 1465 and encodes 483 amino acids. Gene Ontology annotation, cellular component: extracellular matrix. The record is from RefSeq and is a predicted model, not a curated record. Gene Ontology annotation, biological process: amelogenesis; proteolysis; extracellular matrix organization. Gene Ontology annotation, molecular function: zinc ion binding; metalloendopeptidase activity.
CUACUGUGAGGGGAUGAAGGUGCUCCCUGCAUCUGGCCUUGCUGUCUUCCUCAUCAUGGCUUUGAAGUUUUCCACUGCAGCCCCCUCCCUAGUUGCAGCCUCCCCCAGGACCUGGAGGAACAACUACCGCCUCGCACAGGCGUAUCUUGACAAAUAUUACACAAAUAAAGAAGGACACCAGAUUGGUGAGAUGGUUGCAAGAGGAAGCAAUUCCAUGAUAAGGAAGAUUAAGGAGCUACAAGCGUUCUUUGGCCUCCAAGUCACCGGGAAGUUAGACCAGACCACAAUGAACGUGAUCAAGAAGCCUCGCUGUGGAGUUCCUGAUGUGGCCAAUUAUCGCCUCUUCCCUGGUGAACCCAAAUGGAAAAAAAAUACUUUGACAUACAGAAUAUCUAAAUACACACCUUCCAUGAGUUCUGUCGAGGUGGACAAAGCAGUGGAGAUGGCCUUGCAGGCCUGGAGUAGCGCCGUCCCUCUGAGCUUUGUCAGAAUAAACUCAGGAGAAGCGGAUAUUAUGAUAUCUUUUGAAAAUGGAGAUCACGGGGAUUCCUAUCCAUUCGAUGGGCCUCGGGGGACUCUAGCCCAUGCAUUUGCUCCUGGAGAAGGCCUGGGAGGAGAUACACAUUUCGACAAUGCUGAGAAGUGGACUAUGGGAACGAAUGGUUUUAAUUUGUUUACCGUUGCUGCUCAUGAAUUUGGCCAUGCCCUGGGCCUGGCCCAUUCCACAGACCCAUCAGCACUGAUGUACCCAACUUAUAAGUACAAGAAUCCCUAUAGAUUCCACCUCCCCAAAGAUGAUGUGAAAGGGAUCCAGGCAUUAUACGGACCUCGGAAAGCAUUCCUGGGGAAGCCCACUCUGCCCCAUGCCCCCCAUCACAAGCCAUCCAUCCCUGACCUCUGUGACUCCAGCUCAUCCUUUGACGCUGUGACAAUGCUGGGGAAGGAGCUCCUGCUCUUCAAGGACCGGAUUUUCUGGAGACGGCAGGUUCACUUGCGGACAGGAAUUCGGCCCAGCACUAUUACCAGCUCCUUCCCCCAGCUCAUGUCCAAUGUGGAUGCAGCUUACGAAGUGGCUGAGAGGGGCACUGCUUACUUCUUCAAAGGUCCACACUACUGGAUAACAAGAGGAUUCCAAAUGCAGGGUCCUCCUCGGACUAUUUAUGACUUUGGAUUUCCAAGGCAUGUGCAGCAAAUAGAUGCUGCUGUCUACCUCAGGGAGCCACAGAAGACCCUUUUCUUUGUGGGAGAUGAAUACUACAGCUACGAUGAAAGGAAAAGGAAAAUGGAAAAAGACUAUCCAAAGAAUACUGAAGAAGAAUUUUCAGGAGUAAAUGGCCAAAUCGAUGCUGCUGUAGAAUUAAAUGGCUACAUUUACUUCUUUUCAGGACCAAAAACAUACAAGUAUGACACAGAGAAGGAAGAUGUGGUUAGUGUGGUGAAAUCUAGUUCCUGGAUUGGCUGCUAAAUAGAAAAGCCUAGUCUUCUCAAGCAAUGAGGAUGACUACAAGCAGCCUCUAACUGGAUCUUAAGGACUAAAGCAGAAUGUAGGAGAGAGAUUCUUCCAAAGGCCUUCAAAUCAAAUUAGAAUUCACUGAGAAUAAUAAUACUUCCAAUUUUUUUCAUAGUUAUAUUAUCAGAAUUUUAAUCCACAUUAGAAAAGUUUUUAUAUGGGCAACUUUAUACGAAAUCCAAAUCAACACAAUGCACUCUGCAGUUAGACACCAUUAUUUUUUUCUUACCUAAUAUACUGAAGCAAAUUGAUCAGUUUGAUUUUUAUUUCCAGGAGGAAGACUAGUGGUGGAUUCCAUGACAUAUAUUGUAAUUCUUUUCAUAGGAAAUGUCAUUACUGUAUGAAUUAUAAUUAUUUACAAGCAAUGGCUUUUGUGGCCAUCAUUUGGCCAUCAUUUGUUAUAAUAAAUAUAAAUUUCCCAAUUUUUUUAAAAGACAUCACAACAAAAUACUGCAUAAGAGUUGUUUCUUGUGUGUUUAACUUUGUGUCUACUCACUUGUCUCUGAUGUAGGCUUAGGUGGAUAAACCUAUUCAAACAAAUUUUCAUACUAGUCAAGAGAUGGGCACUUUGCAACAGAAAAAUUUUUUAACAAUAGCUAAUAAAAUGUUUUAAUAGAACAGUUCCUCAUUUCUUUUUUCUGUUAAUAUUUACUAGCUUCUAUAAUACUUUAAUUGGCUACCCACACAUCCUGUGUACCUAUAGAAAAAUUAAACCGUAAGAUAGCAUCAUAAGUACACAGACCCGGAAAGAAAUAACAGUAACUCAUUCUACUUCCUGCUUCCUGAAAACAGCCUCAGCGAAACUAUCUUUUACCCAGCUAAGUGAGCGUCUUUUGAAUAGUCUUACAUUCAGGGCAGUUCAUCUUUUUGUUUUAGUUUUUCUUACGUCAAGCUAAACCUUUUUCCCCUACCUAGUCAUCAGAAUAGAUAAAACUAUGGCUCUGUCAUUCUUAUAAUUUUGCUUUAAUCUUACUCUCUAGAAUGUAAAGAUUCUAAAAUAUUUUAGUGGUUCUAAAAUUUAAUGAUAAAAUACUUGUAAUACUUCAUAGACCUCCUGAUACAUCUACAGUGUUUAACAGAUGCUACUAUUGUUACCAUCAUUUAUUAAAUUUGUUUCAUAUAGUCACUUAAAAGACCUAAUAUUAAGAAAGGAUGGGGUAGUUACUCAAGAUUAUUCUACGCUUUCCAUUUGGUUUCUGUUACUGAAAGUGGCCACUUAUAGUCCACCAGAUGUUGAAUAUUUGUUGAAGACAAGGUCUGGCAUCCUUGCCUUCUAAUGUCAAGGUGCUUCUAUAGAGGAGAAAAGUCACUUUUGCAAAAACUGCUAAGAAGGACUUCUUACUAUCAAUAAGCAAGGAGAAAAACAGGCUGGAAAUUUCUUAAAAUAUUCAACGUAGACUUACCCCAUGACACAGCAGUUUCACUCCUAAGUAUAUACCUAUGAGAAAUUAAAACAUGUCUACACAAAAAACUUGCACAUAAAUGUUCAUAGCAUCGUUAUUUAUAAUAGCCAAAGAGUGGAAAAAUGUCCAUUGAGUAAUGAAUGAAUACGUAAAAUGUGGCAAAUUCAGACAACAGAAUGUUAUUUGACAAUAAGCAGAAAUGAAGUCCUAACACGUGCUGUAACAUGGAUGAAGCUUGAAAACAUCAUGCUAAAUGAAAGAAGCCAGACAGAAAAGGUCACAUAUUGUAUGAUUCUAUUUAUAUGAAACGUUCAUAAUAAAAAAAAAUCUAUGGAGACAUAAAGCGGACCAGUGCUUGUCAGUAGUUGGGGGAGGGGGUUAUAAGGAGUGACUACUAAUGGGUAUGAGGUUUUUAUUUUGGGGAUAAUGAAAAUGUUCUAAAACUGAUGAUGGUGAUGGUUGCACAACUCUGUGAAUAUAUUAAAAGCCAUUAAAUUGUACACUUUACAUGAG